Messenger RNA from Necator americanus (New World hookworm), 486 nucleotides. RefSeq lists its product as uncharacterized. The transcript is spliced from 6 exons. The coding region runs from base 1 to 486 and encodes 161 amino acids. The record is from RefSeq and is a predicted model, not a curated record. Lineage: Eukaryota; Metazoa; Nematoda; Chromadorea; Rhabditida; Ancylostomatidae.
AUGGUCCCAUCUCGAUUCCAACCGCUGGCUCCACCGCUCGGCUUCGAACGCAGCCGCCCAAUUUCGCUCGUGCUGGGAUUUUAUGUUGGACUAGUGCUUUUGGAUCGGAAGCUACUGCCUGCUCUAAAAAAAACCUCCAGGAAAUUCUCCAUCCAGUCGCCGAAACGCCACAAAAUGGUGCAUACUAUUCUGCUUAUUCAGCCCACUGUUAGGGCUGACUCUCGCACGUGGUCAGAUUACGAAUCUACAACCGAUUGUCUUGAAGGUAUUUGCAAGAUUUACGAAGAGUUCCUGAAGAAGCAGAAUCCUUCAAUGGCGAGCAUCACUUAUGAUGUGUCUCACUUGUAUGAAUUCAUAGAUAAACUCUCCGAUCUCAGCUGCCUCAUCCUCAAUACAGAUACUUGUCAAUACGUUCCGCAUAACAAAGACUGGAUCAAGGAGAAGAUUUUCGUGAUGCUGAGGACUCAGGCUGGUGGACGCGUUUAG